AUGGAGCAACAACAUCAUGACGAUCGAUACGUCGACGUGGACGACGACAGCAGCGAACAUGCGCCAUUGAACCCGAGCGGAAACGGCAAUCCUUCGUCGGCCAUCGGUGCCACGACGACGACAUCCCCAUCCACAUCGACAUCGACGUCGUCACCACCAUCACUACCGCUCCCACUACCGCCGGCGUCAUCAUCAUCGACAUCGUUCAAGACGCCGAUCUGGUACGAGUUCUCGACGGUGCGACGGACGUACGGGCAAUUUGAGGUGCUGGGCAGCGUCAAGCGGUUCUUCUACGCGCUGAUCCCCAGCUGGAUCACGACGCACGCGGCGACGACGCCGUCCAAGUCGGGCAUCUCGGCGCUGGACGGGCUGCGCGGGCUGGCGUGCCUGUUCGUGUUCAACGAGCACUACGUGAUCUGCUACCAGUCGCGCGACACGCAGGUGUGGCUGAUGCGGGUGCCGUUCAUCCGGCUGCUGUGGUACGGCAAGGCGGCCGUGUUUCUGUUCUUUGUGAUUUCCGGCUACGUGCUGAGCGUCAAGCCGCUGCGGCUGAUGCGGGCCAAGGCGUACCUGGACUUCCACAAGACCAUCUCGUCGAGUUUCCUGCGCCGCGGCAUCCGCCUGUACCUGCCGUGCAUGAUUGUCAGCUUGGUGGCGUGCGUGCUGACCAGCAUGGGCUUCUUCGACCGCUCGACCGACGUCUACCUGCAGUACCGCAGCUUCGUCUUCCUCAAGGAGCAGCCGCCGAAGCACCUGGACGGCUUCGGCGCCCAGUUCGCCGGCUACCUGACCAACGUCGGCUUCCUGUUCAGCGGCACCAUCCCCUGGGACAUGGACACCGACGUGCUGCACUACUUCAUGUACGACGACCACCAGUGGACCAUCCCCAAGGAGUUCCGCAGCAGCAUCGCCGUCUUUGCCCUGCUGGUCACCACGUCGCGCAUGCGCAGCGGGUUGCGCAUGCUGACCAUCGCCGCCCUAGCCGUCUAUGCCAUCGCCACAGCCCGCCUGUACGUCUCGCUGUUCAUGGCCGGCAUGAUAUGUGCCGAGCUCGACCUGGUCCGCCAAGCCUACUACGCGCGCUGCAAGGAACAGGAUGCGAGUCUGCCGGAAUUUCUGCACCGCAGCGUCAGCGCCGGCAGCAGCAGCAACAGCGGCGGUGGUGAUGUCGAAAAGGCCUUGCCGUCCUCCUCCUCGCGCUCCCGCUACACCGGCCUCGAGACACUGAUGCACCUCCCCGACCUGGUCUACAAGACCAUGUGGAUCGGCAUGUUCACGCUGGGGGUGUUUAUGAUCUCGUCGCCGCAAGAGAUCCAACGCACGCUCAACUACCUGCCGUCGCUGCUGCUUCGCUGGGGGGUGCCCCCGUACAAGAUCGACAACACGCUGUUGGUGAUCGGGUCGGUGCUGGUGGUGUGGAGCACGGCGACCUGUCCGUCGCUGGGCCCGCUGUUCAACAACCCGUUCAUCACGUACCUGGGCAAGAUCUCGUACGCGCUGUAUCUGAUGCACGGCACCGUCAUCAAGUCGCUCGGCUACAACGUCCUGCCCUGGACCCUGUACAUGGCCACCUGGACCCCGUGGGAGGUCGACCUGGAUUUGGAGUGGUGGCAGACCGUGCCGGCCUCGCAGAAGGUCACCGCCUACGCCUUGGGCCUGUGCUUCGUCGCCACCACCUGCUUCUGGCUGUCCGACCUGUUCUGGCGCUUCGUCGACAUCCCCUCGGUCGCGUUCGCCCGCCGCGUCGAGAACUGGAUGACCCGCGGCGCCGACGACCCGCCCACCAACCCGGAUCGCCCUCACCCGGCCUCGGCCGUCAACCCUUCCAACGACUCGUAUCAACAUUACCGCCGCACGCGCGCCGCCAGUUCCGGCCCGCCCGGCCACCUGCGAGCCCUGAGUCAGCAGGAAGUGGGAGGUUCGAAGAGGAAGAAUGGUUGA
This is a messenger RNA of Capronia epimyces CBS 606.96, 1941 nucleotides long. RefSeq lists its product as uncharacterized. The coding region runs from base 1 to 1941 and encodes 646 amino acids. Gene Ontology annotation, biological process: polysaccharide biosynthetic process. The transcript has a single exon. Gene Ontology annotation, cellular component: membrane. NCBI's taxonomy places the organism in Eukaryota, Fungi, Ascomycota, Eurotiomycetes, Chaetothyriales, Herpotrichiellaceae. Gene Ontology annotation, molecular function: acyltransferase activity, transferring groups other than amino-acyl groups. The record is from RefSeq and is a predicted model, not a curated record.